CAAGCUACUAAAACAGUGGCAACAGUGAACUUCGUGUUCGCGCUAUUUCCCCUUCAAACCAACACAUCACGAGUAAGCAUAUAGAUAGCAAAAUGGUAAUCUACCUAGGCGGCGGCGACUGAGAAUGUGUGUGCAUCAGUAUAAAAGCGCUACUCAAUGGGCCGAAUUGCAACAUUCGGUAUUGGAAUCUCGCUGCUGCAGGUGUGCUGCGCUAGCCUACUAAGCUAUUACCUACAACAACCAAGAAGAUGACUGGCCGUGGCAAAGGAGGCAAAGGGCUCGGCAAGGGAGGCGCUAAGCGGCACCGCAAGGUGCUUCGUGACAAUAUCCAGGGCAUCACCAAACCCGCCAUUCGUCGUCUGGCUCGACGUGGAGGAGUGAAGCGAAUCUCCGGUUUGAUAUACGAGGAAACCCGUGGUGUGCUGAAGAUUUUUCUGGAAAACGUUAUCCGGGACGCUGUGACGUACACUGAACAUGCCAAACGGAAGACCGUCACUGCGAUGGAUGUCGUCUAUGCGCUUAAACGCCAGGGACGCACAUUGUACGGUUUUGGUGGUUAA
Topomyia yanbarensis is the source of this 560-nucleotide messenger RNA. RefSeq names its product histone H4-like. The transcript has a single exon. The coding region runs from base 249 to 560 and encodes 103 amino acids. Gene Ontology annotation, molecular function: structural constituent of chromatin; DNA binding; protein heterodimerization activity. Gene Ontology annotation, cellular component: nucleosome. Gene Ontology annotation, biological process: nucleosome assembly. The record is from RefSeq and is a predicted model, not a curated record. Lineage: Eukaryota; Metazoa; Arthropoda; Insecta; Diptera; Culicidae.